Messenger RNA from Myodes glareolus (Bank vole), 474 nucleotides. Lineage: Eukaryota; Metazoa; Chordata; Mammalia; Rodentia; Cricetidae. The record is from RefSeq and is a predicted model, not a curated record.
UCAUGUUCCUGUUGUCUUUCCCACCCAGGUGCUAAGGACAUGUACCGAGCCCACACUGACAUGAAGGAGGCCAACUGGAUAGGUGCAGACAAAUACUUCCAUGCUAGAGGGAACUAUGAUGCUGCCCGAAGAGGUCCCGGGGGAGUCUGGGCUGCUGAAGUCCUUAGUGAUGCAAGAGAGGGCAUUCAGAGUCUCAUAGGCCGUGGACAUGAGAAUUAUGACCAGGAAGCCAACAGAUGGGGCCGCAGUGGCAAAGAUCCCAAUAACUACAGACCCGCAGGCUGCCUAAAAAAUACUGAGCAUCCUCCCUUCAGCCUCAGGAGGCUGUGCUGUGGGCUCUGGGGACAGGACGUGGGGAUCUUCGUUUCCAUGAACACUGAAGUUGCUGGGGAACACACAGUAGGUAUCUCACCUGCACACAGACCAAGAGUCUCAAAGCCAUUAUUCUUGCAGCACUAACUACUUGCUUGAGAA